AAUGAGUGUGUUAUUUAAUAAUCAUUUAUACGAAAUGCUAAAAGAUCAAGACAAACUAACAAAAACCAUCUGUACACUUUUGAACAGUAAAACAAUGACAGAAAUAAGCAAAAGACUAACUGAGAUUGUUGGAAUGAAAGCACUUCCAGAAGAAAUGGCUUAUUACAUAAGAAGAGAAUAUAAACAUUUAAAACCUUAUGUAGAAGAUGGUAAAUUCUUAGAAGCAUUGGAAGUUUUAAAUGAACUAUUAAAAUUUACUCGUGAAAAUAUCAUUAAUGAAAAUGUGUCGACAAAAUCGGAAUUUAUAGAGAAAUAUUCAAAAUUAAUGCGUCAUAUGUCUUUGAAAUAUGAUUCAAACUGGUGGAAUAAUAGAUAUACUAUGAAUAUAAUUCGAAUUUUUAUCAGAACAUUGCAGUUCUGGAGAACAGAGGAUGCUUCCAAAGGAGCUAUUGCAGUAGUAAGAGCUAAAUAUGUCAAUGAUACAGACAAGUACACUGGUGAAUCACUCGAGAAUUUAUUUGUAUAUACUUACAAUUUGGUGGCAAAUAUAUCUGAUGACAAAAUCAAUAAAGUGAUACAAUCCUACAAAAGAGGAUAUCAACUAGUUGAAUUUGUUUACUUAACUGGCAUCUUUACCCUUCCAGCAUGUACUUAUGAUAAAAUUGCAGAUCAACUGAUUACCUUUGUCAGUAAUAAUCUAGAAAUUAUUACAAAACAAUUUGCCCCAUUUGCUUAUCCAUUUUUCAGGGGAAAAUUAUCAAAUGCUGCCGAUUUCAAGAUACAAUUUUGUAAUAUAAUCAACUCGAAAGAUAAGAGGGAAUUGAAUAAUAAAUUGGCAAUAUAUCUAGAAGUUUCGAGAUCAUAUAUUGAAUAUUAUGAAGAAUCAAUAAUUCCAUUUCUUCAUCCCUACAAUUCCCUUUCAAAAUCUAUUGAAAUUUCUGAAAAACUAUUAUCAUUUAUUGGACAUACAAAAAUAAUUUUAGAAUGGCCAAUUAACAUUCCAUUAAGCAAAAUUCAGUCAUUCUUAGAUGAUUUACUGGAUACUUAUGGUGAAAACUGGUUAAGAUACAUUGAUCCUGUUUUUCAGUUUGGUAUUAGUGAUUUUAAAAUGACUAGAUUAAUGAAUAAAAAGUUGGCAAAUUCAUUCAAAGGAGUUGAAAAUGAUGAAACAUUCCUCAUCAAUUUAGGUUUUUCAAAUAAACUUGGAUUGAAAUAUAUGCUUAAAAAUAUCAGAGAAUUCAUGCUUGAUGCUGAGGAGAUGGUCAAUUUAAAAAUUGGCAUAAAACUCGCCAAAGAACUUUUAGUUACUUAUCAUGAUUUUGAGAAAAUAGGUUUAAUUGACCUAAUUAAAACACCAUCUAAAAAUUGUGAUUAUAGUAAACAUAAAAUAAUUAAAGAUGUUGUAAAAUUUUGGCAAAAGAAUAGAUACAUGAUAUAUACUAUAAUACCUAUAUUAGAAAAAUAUACAAAUACCAGUUUAUCUCUUUUCUAUGAACCUGAUAUUGUUUUAGAAUUUGUAUGCAAUAUUCUAGAAUCUUCUGAAAGCGAAUUACUAUUCAAUUUCUUUGGUUUUAUUGGUACUUCCGACUACUAUUAUUAUGGAUCUCUCACUAGCAGAAUCAUUGAAUUUAGUCAGAGAAAUUAUAUUAAUGAUAAUAUUUUAAAAACAACCAUAAAUCUUUGGAUAGAGAUCUUGGAUGGAUAUAAACAAUUUCAUAGAAUGAGAGAUAGUGGAGAUGAUCCAAAAGAUGUUGAAAAAUUUGUUGAAAAUCGGUUAAAAAACAUCACUGAGGCAUUCGGACAGGAUUGGACAAUGAAAUUAGUUCCAAAUGAAAGCUACAAAUACAACUUCCAUUAUAGUUUUAUGAAUUAUUAUGAUUUUAAAUUGGUGACCAAGGCUAUUGUUCAUUCCUACAGUUUAGAUGAAUUCAAUGAGAAAAUGAACUUUUUAUACGAGAGGGCAGAAACUAGCAAAAUGAUGUUGGGUGUUAUUCAAAGUCUUGUUAAUACUGAUUGGAGAGAAAUUAUACCACUUGUUCAUGAAAUACGUAAUCUUUUAAUUCAAUUUGGACAAACAAAUUCAGUGCAUAAUUUGAUGAAAUUACUUUAUAAAUAUUAA
Messenger RNA from Dimorphilus gyrociliatus, 2119 nucleotides. NCBI's taxonomy places the organism in Eukaryota, Metazoa, Annelida, Polychaeta, Dinophilidae. The record is from the annotation of a GenBank genome assembly.